This is a messenger RNA of Exserohilum turcica Et28A, 1117 nucleotides long. RefSeq lists its product as uncharacterized. Gene Ontology annotation, cellular component: mitochondrial outer membrane. NCBI's taxonomy places the organism in Eukaryota, Fungi, Ascomycota, Dothideomycetes, Pleosporales, Pleosporaceae. Gene Ontology annotation, biological process: lipid homeostasis; mitochondrion organization. The record is from RefSeq and is a predicted model, not a curated record. The transcript has 2 exons. The coding region runs from base 36 to 989 and encodes 317 amino acids.
GUCUUGCACGACAAACGAACACGCCGAUCCCGACAAUGGAGGUCAACACGGACCGGCCGCUGGACGAUGAUGCCAGCGUCAUCGGCCUCACCGAAGUCGAUCCCUCGCCCGUCGACACGCCGCCCGAGUACCGCGAAAAGAGCUAUUUCCCAGACCAGGAGCGGCCCGAGGGGGGCGAGACGGAGGAAAUGAGGGGGGUACGACGCAUGAACACAUUGGGAUUGAGAUUGGGCGAGCGGGGGCCAGCAUGGUGGCUUCUCCGCAUACAAAAGUACUCGUCCUACACAUUCACCGUCUUCGCGACCCUGCACAUCACAAAUGUCUCGAUAUUACCCCUGGCUACCCGCUCCGUCGUCGAAAGUAACCGCUACCUGCUUCUUACCCGUCCUUACUACCAGUCUCCUCUCACCGAACCCCUGCUCGUUGGUCUGCCGCUGGUCGCACACAUCACGUCGGGGAUUGCGCUGCGGUUGUGGAGAAGACGGAAAGCGCUACAGCGAUAUGGUGCCGAGACUCGCAGGGAUAAGCGCACAAUUCCAUGGCCCGUCAUCAGUGGGACGAGUGCCUUGGGGUAUGCCUUGGUGCCGCUGGCGGGAUUCCACAUGUGGACGACAAGGAUACUGCCUUUGUAUGCCCACGGAGACUCGUCGCUGAUUAGCCUGAACUACAUUUCCCAUGGUUUUGCGCUGCAUCCUGGUGUUUCGUUUGCUGGCUUCUCCGCCCUGGCGACUGUUGGUGUGUGGCAUAUUGUUUGGGGAGCGGCCAAGUGGAUGGGUUUUGCACCGAGUCAGGUCAGCCAUACAGAAGAGCACAGGGGGUUGGUGAGGAAGAGGAGGUGGUAUACGAUCAAUGGCAUCAGCGCAGCAGUGACCCUGCUUUGGCUGGGAGGUAGUCUUGGUGUGGUGGGCCAAGAAGGCGCCAUGGCAGGAUGGGUUGGAAAGGAGUAUGAUGAGUUAUACAAAUACCUGCCGGCUAUUGGAAAGUGGUAGGAAGGGUGCCGAAGAAGAUGGGAAAGGCCAAGCGCGCAUAUUGCAUUGUAAAAUACCCCUCAUAACAAGCAACGAUUCACGAUAUCUACGUGUCAUGCAUGAACAAUUCAUGGCUAGCUCAAUAGUCG